Messenger RNA from Cryptomeria japonica (Japanese cedar), 1113 nucleotides. Its product is annotated as glutathione S-transferase F10-like. The transcript is spliced from 3 exons. Bases 284 to 919 code for a protein of 211 amino acids. NCBI's taxonomy places the organism in Eukaryota, Viridiplantae, Streptophyta, Pinopsida, Cupressales, Cupressaceae. Gene Ontology annotation, cellular component: cytoplasm. Gene Ontology annotation, molecular function: glutathione binding; glutathione transferase activity. The record is from RefSeq and is a predicted model, not a curated record.
CAACAAGAAACCAGAUUAGUGGGCUCAAUUUUAAAAUUCAGUAGGAAGAAAGUUGAAUUCUCUAAAGAUGUUGGACCAUAUUAUAAUAGAAAUAUAUGAACAAACCUGUUUUCUUUUAUUCAUAUCCACACCAACAAAACCAAAUUACAGAACCCAAUUCUUUUGUUAGCUCCCCUCUUCUAUAAAUGCCUCUACCAUCACAACUCCCUCAAAUGCAUAGCAGCUCUUGGAGCUUCUGAUAGGAAAAAGGUUAGUUUUCUUUGCAUUGAAGAGGAAAAGCAAAAUGGUUGUCAAGCUGCUUGGGCCUGCCUAUGCUUCCUGCAGCAGAAGGGUGCUUGCAUGCCUGAUAGAGAAAGAUAUUGAGUUUGAAAUUGUGCAUGUUGACAUAUUAAAAGGGGAGCAGAAAAAACCAGAGUUCCUGGCCUUACAACCAUUUGGAAAAGUUCCGGUAGUCCAGGAUGCAAGUCUCACGUUGUUUGAGUCAAGGGCUAUCAUAAGGUACUAUGCAGAGAAAUAUGCAGGUCAGGGGACUUGUCUGCUGGGCAAGACUUUGGAGGAGAGAGCAUUGAUUGAACAAUGGCUUGAAGUUGAAGGACAGAACUUUGGUCCUCAUGCCUAUGCGUUAGUUUAUCAGCUGAUCUUAGCCCCAAGGAUUAAUGUGCCUCAGGACAAGGCCUUGAUUGAGAGCAGUGCCCAAAAGUUGGGAGAAGUGUUGGAUGUGUAUGAAGAGAGGCUUUCAAAGAGCAAGUACUUGGCAGGAGACUUUUACAGCCUUGCUGACCUGUCUCAUCUUCCAUUUACUGAGUAUAUAGCGAAUGCUACUGAUAAGGGAUAUCUAAUUAGGAACAGGAAACAUGUGAAUGGAUGGUGGGAGGAUAUUUCGUCCAGACCUGCAUGGAAGAAGGUUUUGGCUAUGUGAAACCAUGGAUCAUGUGACCAAGGUUUCAAAAUUUUACUGUGCUUUGUAAAAUAACAACACCCUCAUCUGUUUUGUAGAUGGUGAAACGUCACCUCUUGUGUUUCAAAGAUUGUGUUGUAACAUACUGUAGUAUCUUUUCACAUAAAUCCAUGACAUGUUUUUGAUUAAGGUAAUAUAAAAUCUGGGUUAUAGCA